AUGGGCGGAGUGAUCACAUUUGGACGCUUUCGUCAGCAGAGACCGAAGAAACCGAGUAGAGAGGUUCGAAUUCGUACUGGUUUAAUCACGGGUUUUCUUGUGGACAUCGAUUCACAACGAGAAGUCGAAAUCUUUUUGGGAAUCCCGUUUGCACAGCCGCCAAUUGGAGAAAAGCGAUUUAAGAAACCCGAACCACCAUCAGAUUGGGAUGGGACUCUUGCGUGUACCCGAUUUGGUCCUCGUGCUCCUCAAGCAGAUUUCUUUUGGGAACGAUGGUCGUUGGGAGUUGGGAAAUCAGAGGAUUGCUUAAAUUUGAACGUUUUCGCACCCACGUGGUCACCGCCAAACAAUGAGGACGGUUUCGCUGUGAUGGUUUACGUGCAUGGCGGUGGCUAUGUGAUCGAUUCAGCAGUCAAAUACGGAGACGUCGGCAUAGCAAAAUAUUUGUGUCGACACGAUGUCGUUGUGGUCACAAUUCAGUACAGAUUGGGCUUAUUGGGUUUCUUCUCGACGGGUGAUGAGAAUUGUGCCGGCAAUUUGGGGCUAUGGGAUCAGACGAUGGCUUUGCAAUGGGUACAGGACAAUAUUCACGCUUUCAAAGGCGAUCCACGACGGGUGACUGUGUUCGGACAGAGUGCUGGUGGUGCCUCGGUUGAUCUACUCACUUUAAGUCCACACAGCAGAAAUCUCUUCCAGCAAGUGAUUCCGAUGGCUGGAAAUGCGGAAUGUGAAUGGGCGACAGUGACGCGAGGACGACUCGUCGAUUAUUGUAGACAAUUCGCGAAAUCAAAGGGUUUUAUAUCAGGAUCAUACAAUUCAAAAGCCAACGCUGACAUGCUGAAGUGGCUACGCGGUAGGCCGGCCAAGGAAUUCGAGAGAGCACUCAUCGGGAGAAAGGGAGUCGACACCUCGAAGUUAGGCCUUGAUUUGGCACCCCUAGUUGGCCAUGAUCCAACCGAUUUUUUCCCUAAACCAUUGCACGAUUUGCGUAAAGAGGCGCCCAAGAAAAACGCAAUGGCUGGAGUUUGUGAACAAGAAGGUUUACUGUUUGCUGUCGUCUCUCCAAAUAACAUGGAUGAAAAGGGUUUCGAUCGUCUCCUUUCCGUUUGUAUAUCCGAAGAUCUUCAUCUAAAUUUCAAAGAGUUACGAGCAGCCGCAAAACAACUUUAUAUGAAAGACGUUGACAAGGGAGAUAAACAAGCGAUGGCGAAAGCUUUUGUGAAGCUCUAUUCGGACGUUUUCCUCAACACUGGCACGAGUCGAUAUGUGAGAACGAUGGUGGAAAAUGGAAAUAAAGUCUAUUUCUAUUCAUUCAACCAUUUCAAUCCGAGAAGUUUUGGUGUGCUGGCGCUAAAAAUGCCUUUUAAAGCGGCUACCCAUUGCACAGAGUUAUCGUAUCUUUUCGGGCGUGGAAUCGUCUUUAAAUUCAAGCUAAAUGACGAGGACAGGAAAAUGAUCGAUUUGAUGUCAAAAAUGUGGACAAAUUUUGUGAAAUAUGGUAACCCUAACGGCCCUUAUGAAGACUCAACUGUUUUCGAUUUUCUCUGGGAGCCGAGCUCGGAAGGAAACAAUUUCAGUCAUUUAUCGAUCACGAACAAAUGCCAAAUGUUGGAGGAAUUUCAAGAGAAUCGCUUCGAAUUCUGGAGAAAUUUGCGAAUCGCCGCGAAAAGUGCA
Molecule: messenger RNA, 1674 nt
Organism: Mesorhabditis belari
Lineage: Eukaryota; Metazoa; Nematoda; Chromadorea; Rhabditida; Rhabditidae
Source: the annotation of a GenBank genome assembly